Messenger RNA from Physcomitrium patens, 1055 nucleotides. RefSeq names its product chlorophyll a-b binding protein, chloroplastic. Gene Ontology annotation, biological process: photosynthesis, light harvesting. NCBI's taxonomy places the organism in Eukaryota, Viridiplantae, Streptophyta, Bryopsida, Funariales, Funariaceae. Gene Ontology annotation, cellular component: membrane. The record is from RefSeq and is a predicted model, not a curated record.
AGAUUGGCGUUUGCUCAAGAAGCUGUCAGCCGGCACUUCCUCUCAUAGUUUUCUCUUACGCCUCUCCGUUCACGUUGUAUAUCCCUCUGUUAUUGAGAAAUCCGUAGCAGUUAUGGCCGCCGCCACCGCGAUGCACUCCACCGCCCUGGCUGGGCAGAGUCUGUUUCAGCCCGUCAAUGAGCUCUCCCGCAAGGUCGGCAAUGUCGACAGCCGCGUCACCAUGCGUCGAACCGUCAACAAGUCGGCUGGCAGCGACAGCAUCUGGUAUGGAGCUGACCGACCCAAGUUCCUGGGCCCCUUUUCCGGCGAGACCCCGUCGUACCUGAACGGCGAGUUCGCUGGAGACUACGGGUGGGACACCGCUGGACUGUCGUCCGACCCCGAGACGUUCGCCCGCAACAGGGAGCUGGAGGUGAUCCACGCCCGGUGGGCCAUGUUGGGGGCUUUGGGGUGCCUGACCCCGGAGCUGCUGGCCAAGAGCGGCGUGAAGUUCGGCGAGGCGGUGUGGUUCAAGGCCGGAGCUCAGAUCUUCAGCGAGGGCGGGCUGGACUACCUGGGCAACCCCAGCCUGGUGCACGCUCAGAGCAUUUUGGCGAUCUGGGCAUGCCAGGUGGUGCUGAUGGGAGCCGUGGAGGGGUACCGUGUUGCGGGAGGACCUCUGGGCGAAGUGACGGACCCCAUCUAUCCCGGAGGGUCGUUCGACCCCUUGGGUUUGGCUGACGACCCCGACACCUUCGCGGAGUUGAAGGUGAAGGAGAUCAAGAACGGGCGAUUGGCGAUGUUCUCGAUGUUCGGAUUCUUCGUGCAGGCGAUUGUGACCGGAAAGGGGCCACUGGAGAACUUGAACGACCACUUGGCGGACCCCGUGGCCAACAACGCAUGGGCCUACGCCACCAACUUCACCCCCGGGAACUAGAUUUGUGAAUGAAAACAAGAUGAAUGGCACCGUGCGAGUCAGAGCUUCUAGAUUGUAUAUAGUGACAAGUUUUUUUCAUGUCUCUUGUUCUUGAAUGACGAUCGGCCAUCGAUUUACAGCCGGAUUGCGGUUCCUCUUA